Molecule: messenger RNA, 6440 nt
Organism: Tympanuchus pallidicinctus (lesser prairie-chicken)
Lineage: Eukaryota; Metazoa; Chordata; Aves; Galliformes; Phasianidae
Gene: TTC33
Product: tetratricopeptide repeat domain 33
Exons: 3
Coding region: 116-907 (263 amino acids)
Molecular function (GO): protein binding
Source: RefSeq, a predicted model, not a curated record
GAGCUCGGCGUAGCUGCUGGGCCGGGGGCGUGCCUCGCUUGGUGCGGUUGCCUGGCGUUGGUGCGGAGCGCCUCGCUGGCGACCGACGUGAAGCUGCUGGGCAGGAUCUGUAUGGAUGAAGGUUCUCCCGAUGGCAUCUUUUGGCUGGAAGAGAAAGAUCGGCGAGAAGGUCUCCAGAGCCACUUCCCAGCAGUUUGAAGCAGAGGCUGCGGAUGAGAAGAGUCCGGGUAGUGAUGAAGAUGAGGACUGGGUGCACGCCACGAAGAGAAGGAAGGAAGUUCUCCUCGAAGACUGCAUAAAGAAGAGCAAACAGCUGAAAGACGAGGGGGCAAGUUUGGCUGAAAAUAGGAGGAAAAGUGGUCCACCUGCCUGUCCAGGACGUGCCCCAACAGGAUCAUGGUGCUCCUUGUGCUCAGGCCCCCAGAGGGAGCAUUACUGCAAGUGGAAUCUCAUGGGAGCGAAGUUGAGGAGAAGAAUCUCUUCCCUCGCCCUUCUGAUCACCUUUUUUUUUAUUACAGCCCAAGAUAUAAUUCACUGUCUGGGCUGCAAGUGUAUGUUGUUGGCUCUUGUUGAAUUUUUCAUUCACCACAACUGCCCAGAACUUCUUUAUCCACUCAUUGCCCAUCCUACGUGCAUGUUUGGGAGUGCCAGGUGGAUCCAGUUGCACAGCUUUGCAUGCGGCCUUGUUGAACUUCAUGAAGUCUGCAGAGGUCUACCUCUCAUGUCUUUCAAGAUACCCUGGCUGGCAUCCCCUCCAAAUGUGUCAGCUGUAUCCCUUAGCUUAGUGUCAUCCACGAGCUUGCUGAAGGUGCAUGAUCAGCGCAUCUGUUUCAGUCACAAACGAAGACUCACACAUAUAAUAUUCUGCUCAUUUUUUUUCUGUCAGCCACUAGUUGGUGCCCUGUAACAAUCCUAGAAAUCUUUCCAUGAGAGACUGAAGCUUGCUCUUUUGAAUCCAUUUCAAACUGAUGAUUUUUUUGAAUCCUCCCAUUCUUAGUGUGCACUGGAUAUAUUUUCAUGUUGAUCUCUGGAACUUUAAUGACUUCUGCAGCUAAAUGGCAGGUCUUAGAAAACAUUAUCUUUGACCUGCCAGCUGGUAAUAAAUAGCUAAUGUUUUAUACCAUGGCUCAGUCUUUUUGUCUCUUUUGCAAAAAAAGAGCCGUUUAAGACAUAGUAGGGUUCAUGGAUUUAGACUUUUUUUAAACAACGUCUUCGGGGAAUUUUGGGGGGAUGUUGGCAAUGAAUAAUGGUUUGUAGUCAACUAGUUUUGCCAUCCUAUUUUACUGUUAAAAAUAAAAGACACCUAUUAAGUAUGUUAAAUAACGUGAACUUACUGGAGGGUGUUCUGCUACCUAGGUUUCUUUGUUGGAAUUUGUAUUUGUAUGCAGGCUUUAAUACAACCAUUCAUUUUUCUGGCAAUUAGCUUCUGUGAUGACGAUGAUAAACUUACCUCAAUGAAUCUGGAUGUUGACAUAGGUGUUUUUAAUUGACUGAAGUUGUUUGACGAUUGAACUGUUCUGAUUGUUAAAAUAUCAGCUUUCCCUGGUAUUACUGAUGCAACUGGUUUUCCUGGGUGUUUCAUUUGAAAUGUUGCAAGUUUUCUGCGCCUAGAGCACCUCCUGCACUGACUUUGAUGCCUGCAGAGCUGCUUCUCUCCCUCGUUUUCUCACUCCUCUCUCCCAACUGCUGUUGCACAGCAGUUUUUCCCUUCCUUCAAUCUGCUCUCCAAGAGCACAUCCAGUGUGGCUUAUGGCUCAGCUCUGGCAGCAGUGGGUUCCCUUUGAAACAAUGAAGCUAGCUCUGCUCUGACAAAGGACAAGGGCUCUGCUCACAGAGACCACCCUUGCGGUCUCCCACCAACAAAAAGUGCCUAAGUUUUAUGGUUGUUUAUUGAAACUGGAAGGUUGGAAUUCUGAAUACUGAGCAAAACUUGAAAGAGAAAACACUGAAACAGGGUGAAUAUAUUUAUAAUUCUGAAGUGAAUUCAUUCGUGUUUUGAGUUUGUAGAUGGUACCUUUCAUUAAGUAAAUGAAAAAGAUCUGUAGAGAAGGUAAAGCAUUUGCCACUCUGACUUAAUUAUGUUCAUCUAAUCAUUGAAAUCAAUCUAAUAUUUAAAACUAUUGAGCUAUAAGGACUAUAAAGGUAUAGGAAUAGGUGGGAAUAGGUGAACGGUUGGACUGGAUGAUCUUUUAGGUCUUUUCCAACCUUGGUGAUUCUAUGAUUCUAUGAUAAAAGUGUAAUUAGGAUGAACUAUAAGGAAGAUAAAAGUGUAAUUAGGAUGUCCUUUCUCCAGAUAAGGGUUGAAGUUAUCAAGCUUUUCUUGCUUCACUUCUUCACAAGAAAAGAGAUGUUUUAGUUAGUUAAUGGUCUAAGCAAAUUGAUGUCUGCUGUCAUGUCCCUGUCUGAAGUUACGCUGUAAAUCUGUGGGUAUUUUAAUUGUUGGGGCUCAAGAUAUUCCUUUUGUAUGUGUUCACCUCUAGGUGUGGGGCAUGGAAUUUCAGUCAUAAAAUGAAGACAGAGAUUAUUUCAGAAGUUAGGCUUCAGAAGCAUAAGUUACUGUGGUCUAAAUGACUUAAUUAUUUCUUCCAGUAACCAGUGUAGAUAAAAAUACAUGCAAUAUUAAUCUUUUAUUGAAUCUUCAGUAAUUUAUUUUUCUGGGAUAAAAAUGGAAGGAGAUAGUUCAGACGUUUCUUGUUGCUGUUCUCUCAACAGGCAGUAUUAUGUGUGCAAAAUUACACUGCCAAAAAAGUCAUGAAUCUGAAUCUGUAGCUUUUUGUGAAGUUGCUCAUCCUUAGAAAUAUACUGCAUUUUAAGUUACUUCAAUUCUCUUGUGGGAAUGGGAGCACAAUUUAAGCUUGCUUCUUCUCCCUUCUUUACAAAACAUUUUGGCCUCAUGAGUUUUAGGCUCACCACUUCUGGUAACUGAGGUUUUGGUAGCGAGAGUCCCCAUUCUGCUUGACACUUUCAUUUUAAAUUCAUAUCUUUGUGUAAAUUUGCAGGCCGUCGUGAGAUUUUAAAGUUCUGAUGCAUUCCUUUGGUAUUGAUUGGCAAUAGCCCCAGCUCACAUACAAUUAUGUUUGUGCAUGUUAUGUCCUUCGACGUGUACUGUUGCAAAAUAAUAUUUCACUUAUUUCAGGUAAUUGGCAUUUUUUACUUGCUGUUAUCUGUAGAGAUGUUAUAGUCAUUUUAUAUCAGUACUGUAUAUCUUUUCAUUUAUACUGGGAGAGUUAAAGGGUACCUGCCUACUUAAUUUACAGAUACUUUCAUGAAUCACACAUUAUAAUUGUCCUCUAUAAAUCUCAAAAUGCUGUGGAGAAUUACACAUUUCACCUACCUUAAUCCAUUUGUGUCUGCUUUUUUACGUAGCUUCAGUAGUUGUUACUCUGUAAUACUGAUAUCAACAAACGUAAUGAGUCCAGAAGAAACAAAAGAAAAUAAGGGGAACCACAUUAUUUGGUAUAAAUCAUACCAAAGUAAUGAGGGCAUAUCAUCUAGAUGAAGUGCAUCUGCCCAGUACAGAAUGAGAGCAGACUAAAGGCUGUUGCUUUUUGUGUAUCUGCACUGUAUAAUCAUAGAAUCAUUAAGGAUGGAAAAGACCUCUAAGAUCAUCUGGUCCAGCCAUCAACCCAUCACCAUGCCCACUAACCAUGUCACUCAGUGCCAUGUCUACAAUUUUCUAGAAUACCACCAGGCACAGUGACUCCACCACCUCCCUGGGCAGCCUGUGCCAGUGCCUGACCACUCCUUCUUAGAAGAAAAAUUUCCUAAUAUUCAAUCUGAAUCACCCCUGAUGCAACUUAAGACCAUUUCCUCUUGUACUGUCACUGCUUACCUGUGAGACGAGACUGACCCCUCUCCUCUCCAUCGCUACAGUUCCUUUCAGAUCACUGUAGAGAGUGAUAAGGUCUCUCCUGAGCCUCCUGCAAUCUAAACAAUCUCGGUUCCCUCAGCUGCUUCCUGUUAAAACUUGUGCUCCAGAUCCUUCACCAGCUUCAUUGCCCUUUGCAUUCAUCCACCGCCUUUCUUGUAGUGAGGCUGACAUCUCGUCCUUAACCACACUGAUUUGGUAAUUGGUCAUUUGGGAGAAAGGUAGGGAAAUGCUUUUAUUUUAUUUACCUUGUUGUUUUUUUUUUUUGUUUUUUUUUUGUUUGUUUGUUUUGUGUGUGUUCUUUUUUUUGGUGAACAGCAUUUGACUUUGUCCUAGUUCUGCUGAUUAAUUUGUAAGAGCCAGUAGGACCAUAGUGUGAAGACUGGAAGAUAGAGCUGUCUGUUGUUUGUAGAGAAGUAUUUGAAAGGUUAGGAGAAUUAAAUGCCUAUUGAACUAAGAAGUAAACAGAUGGCAUCAAUCACUGUAGAUCUACUGCUAUGUUUCUAAAGGAUAAUCUGAACAAAUAAAUAACAAUUAAGCCCAGAAUACAACUAUUACUUUAAAUACAGCACAACAGUUUUUCUUCUACAUUCUUCUUCCUGUUGCUUUCAGAGGAAGUGCUGUUGAAGCUGUUUUGGGGAACAGAAGCUUUGUAGUCACGAUUUCAGUCUAGCAGUAAAAUAUGUUGCUUCAUUACCUAAUAUAUUUAAAAUAUCUUAGAAGUAGUAUAACUAUUUCAAGUUCUGAUACUUGUGUUAAUUUGCAGUUUUUGUUUAAAGAUACUAAAGUAGUUAAUGGGAUUUACCUUAGCAGUGCAAUUCCUUUUACUAUAAAACUUACAAGGUUACUGUGGCCUGUUAUUACUGAAAUAAUUAUGAAAUAGCAGGUGUCGUAUUGCAUUGUAUUCCUGUUCUUAAUUGGAAUUUCCACGUGCCAACCUAAUUUCUGCUCCUAUUUAUCAUUGUUUAUUUUGGCUUCCUGCGGAACUGUCACCCAUGAAGUCACAGAAUCAUCCAGUCAGAAAAGACUUUCAGCAUGAUGAGGAGCAACCAUCACCAUGGCCUAUUGAGUCCUGUCACUAGACCAUGUCCCUUACUGCCAUGUUCACACGUCUCUUAAAUACCUCCUGGGAGGGGGACUCCACCAGUGAUGUCAUUUUGAUUUUAAUCAUACAAUAUUAAAUUACAAGGCUGGGAUUUACUGAAAUAUUCCAUGUUUGUAGAUGGUUGCAAAACAGAUUCUAGAAAUUGCAGGUUGUUCCUUGAGAUGUUUAAGCUAGAAAUAGCUUAUUUCUUUUUGAAUCCUUAAGGUUAAAUGUUUAUCAUUACAGUAGCAUAUUUUUCUGUGGUAAUAUUUUCAUUAUUAUAUACCAGCAACGCAGUCACUGCUGGUCUAUCUGUUAAUGUUUCUUCAGUUAAUAAGGUACGUGGUGGACAGUAGGGUUUUGGGGUUUUCAUGACAAAACUGGAACAGCAAAACCACCAGUUCUGGUGCCUAAGUUAACGGAGAUCUUCUGCUGUUUACUAUUCUCAUUUUCAAAGUGGAACUGUGGAUUUCUGAAUGCUACCACAUCUAUUAAAAUCAGCCUGAAUUUGUCAAAUAACAUUAGUUAUUUGGGCUCAUUGAAAUAUUUUUUGGGGUCACACGAAGAUAAACAAGUCUUUUUGGUUAGCAGGAAGCCAGUGCCUAGGAUGCAGUAGGAUGCAUAGUGGAGGAGUGGCCAGGAGAAGAGGGGUGAGAGUUUGGUUCUUGUCUACAUUAUGGAAGCUCUUUAGAGUCUUCAGUUGUGUUAUUUUAUUGCAGUUAAGAAUUUUUUUCUGUUAUGUGAUAAAGUAAGCUCUAUGUUUGAUCCAUAUUUGAGGCCAUAAUUAUGAAGUAUCAGUACCAGGCCUGAGGAGAUUCUAGAGGAAAGCCAGAAACAAAAUUAUGUAAUUCUCAGUUUCUGGAAUUAUGCAUGUAAUGGACAUUUUUAACAUGGAUUUUGUAGUGAGCAACUUGUUUGAGUUUCUGCUGAACGUAAAGAUAUUUUUUUUUUAAAGAAAAAUAUGUGCUUUGGUCUUACUUACUUCAGCAGAUUGCUUGUCAGACAGCCAUGUAAUUCUGUAUUCAUCACGGACUGAUAUAUUUCAUGGUUCUAGAAAAAAAACAGCAAAUGGGCAUGCAUACUUGUCAAAGACUUCAUUGAGGACAAAGCCCUGUGUAAUUUUGCAUACUGAUAGUAGUAGUUAGCAUUUAGUGGGGAGAGAAUUGACUAGCUGUUGGAUAUGUUGUGCUUGUGUUGCAAAUUAGCUUGCCUUCUUAACAGUAUAGUAUUUGAGUGAGUUUGAUUGUGAAACAAUGAUUUGCCAGAUUUUCAAGAAGGAAAUAAAAUACGGUAAAGGAAGCAGGCUCCUCACACUUAAAUAUAAAAUGUGAAAGACAUUUUGUGACAGAUUGUCAAGGGUAGACAAUGAUUACCUCCAUUAUUAUCUAAUGCGUUCAGAUUGUUGCAGUAACUUGUCAUUAAUUGUUAAAAUAAUUGCCAUUUGUUCCAUUCGUGUGCCUCAAAGCAAUAAACUAAUCAUGUUAGUAA